This is a messenger RNA of Synchiropus splendidus (mandarinfish), 3934 nucleotides long. RefSeq names its product DEAH (Asp-Glu-Ala-His) box polypeptide 37 (gene dhx37). The transcript is spliced from 26 exons. Gene Ontology annotation, molecular function: ATP binding; RNA binding; ATP hydrolysis activity. Gene Ontology annotation, biological process: maturation of SSU-rRNA from tricistronic rRNA transcript (SSU-rRNA, 5.8S rRNA, LSU-rRNA). Gene Ontology annotation, cellular component: intracellular anatomical structure; nucleolus. NCBI's taxonomy places the organism in Eukaryota, Metazoa, Chordata, Actinopteri, Syngnathiformes, Callionymidae. The record is from RefSeq and is a predicted model, not a curated record. The coding region runs from base 197 to 3634 and encodes 1145 amino acids.
CUGAUGUUUACACGUGAGACGGACAGGAGGACUAAACCUCAGAUAAACAGGCUUUAAAGGACAUGCUUUUCAGCAUAUUUAUUAUCAAGGAGUAGUGUUUCAUACUGUACUUAAAGAUAUCCACUUACGGUUUCUCUCAGUUAUAGGUCUCUGUGCGUCUAUGUUGAGUUUAUAGGACUCGGAUUCUACUUUCAAAAUGGGAAAGCUGAGGAAGAAGCAUAACUGGAAAGCGAGACAACUUACAGACGACAAACAACCGUCUACCACAGAAAAGUCAAGUGUUGUACUUGAACUGACAGAUGGAGGGAGGCUGAAGGGAGUUGAUGAAUGCAAUGCACUCAUCCUUCCGGCCAAAAAAACAAAGAAAAAAAAAGUGCUGCCGCCCGUCUCCACUAAGAAACGCCUCACAAAGAAACUGAAGAAGGAACUGCAGAAGGUUCUGGAACGGAAAGAGAAGAAAGCUAAGAGAGCCGAGGUCUUGAGCCGACUAGCUGAAGUACAGCUGCCUGAGUCUGAAAUGAAGCUGCUGUAUACCACAUCCAAACUGGGCACGGGAGAGAAGCUCUACCAGACCAAACAAAUAUUGGAAGAAACAAAUGAAGCCUCAAAGAUCAGCAGUGUUAGCGGAGCAAACAGGAAAAGGAAAUGGGAGGAUGAUGAAGAAGAGGAGGAACAAGGGGACGAAGACAGCAGUGAUGUGGAAACAUCGGAAGACGAUGAUGAUGCCAACGAAGACGAAAAGGAAGGGGAUAUGUUAAGUGAUGUGAUAAAAACAGAGGAGACAGCAUCUGCUUGUCAGCAACCUGCAGAAGAAAUAUCAGUCAAAGCUGCAGAAGAAAAAUCAGCAGGAGAUGAAAAGGCGAAGACUGAUCAAGUCCAGCUCAAGCCAGUAUCAGAGCCGGCCAUCUUCAUUCCAGUUGAAAGAUCUCCAGAAGUCCAAGCGUCUCGUCUGAAGCUGCCAGUGCUGGCGGAGGAGCAGGUGAUCAUGGAGGCUGUGAAGGAGAAUCCCUGUGUCAUCAUUUGUGGCGAGACAGGAAGUGGCAAAACCACUCAAGUGCCCCAGUUUCUGUAUGAAGCAGGCUAUGCCAGUGGAUCAGGGAUCAUCGGCAUCACAGAACCUAGACGAGUGGCAGCCGUCAGCAUGUCGCAUAGAGUGGCCAAAGAGAUGAACUUGUCCACACGAGUGGUGUCGUACCAGAUCCGUUAUGAAGGGAACGUGACGAACGAGACGAAAAUUAAGUUCAUGACAGACGGUGUUUUACUGAAGGAGAUUCAAAAGGACUUUCUGCUCCAGAAGUACAGCGUCAUCAUCAUUGAUGAAGCUCAUGAACGCAGCGUCUACACAGACAUUCUCAUCGGGCUUCUGUCUCGCAUUGUGCCGCUCAGAAACAAGAAGGGGCUGCCCAUGAAGCUGCUGGUCAUGUCGGCCACCCUGCGAGUGGAGGACUUCACAGACAACCAGAAGCUGUUCAAGAAGCCACCGCCAGUUGUCAAGGUGGACGCUAGGCAGUUUCCUGUCACCAUCCACUUUAAUAAGCGCACGCCGAUGGAGGACUACACUGGAGAGGCUUUUCACAAGACCUGCAAGAUCCACCGCAUGCUCCCUCCAGGUGGCAUCCUGGUCUUCUUGACUGGACAGGCAGAAGUUCACAGUCUCUGCAGACGACUCAGGAAAGCUUUCCCCUUCAGGAAAAACCACUCAAACACCGUUGAGGAAGACGAGGAGGACAAGACAUGGGGGAAUGUCAAAAAGAGCAAGAGAAAGAAAGCUGUGGCUCUGCCACGCAUCGACUUAGACAACUACUCCUCACUGCCCGUGGAUGAAGGCGACGAGGACCGGGAGGCCGGCAUCGAUGAGGAUGAAGGCUCUGACUUGGAGAUCGGGGAUCAUCCUGAGGGUGCAGAGGAAAAAGCAGAUCCAUCCAUCCCCAUGUAUGUUCUUCCUCUUUACUCACUGCUGGCCCCCGAGCAGCAGGCCAAGGUUUUCCAGCCUCCUCCUCCAGGGGCUCGUCUCUGCGUUGUGGCCACCAACGUGGCUGAGACGUCUCUGACCAUCCCCGGCAUCAAGUACGUGGUGGACUGCGGUCGAGUUAAGAAGCGGUUCUACGACCGAGUGACCGGAGUGUCGUCCUUCAAGGUCACAUGGACGUCACAGGCUUCAGCCAAUCAGAGGGCAGGAAGAGCCGGCCGAACAGAGCCGGGUCACUGCUACAGGUUGUACUCAUCUGCUGUGUUUGGAGACUUCAAUCUGUUCUCAGAGGCUGAGAUAACUCGCCGGCCUGUAGAGGACCUGGUCCUGCAGAUGAAGGACCUCAACAUUGACAAGGUGGUGAACUUCCCCUUCCCCACGCCUCCCUCUGGUGAAGCUCUGCUGGCGGCUGAACAGUUGCUCAUUUCUCUGGGAGCUCUGGAGGAGCCCCCGCGCACUGGGAGGGCCAAAGAGAUGGAGCGAGCCAGGCUCAGCUCUCCUAUCACCCCCCUUGGGCGAGCAAUGGCUUCCUUCCCGGUGUCGCCUCGCUACGGUAAAAUGCUGGCGCUAGGAAAACAACAGGACUGCCUCCAAUACGUUAUCGCCGUGGUUUCCGCCAUGACAGUCCGGGAGAUUUUUGAAGACUUGGAUAGACCUGCAGGCAGCGAAGAUGAGAACUCUGCUCUCGUCCAGCGCCGAGCUCGACUGACCCAGAAGAAGAGACUUUGGGCUGGUCAGGGAGCUGCGCUUCUGCUGGGAGACCUCAUGGUGAUGCUAGGUGCUGUUGGUGCUUGUGAAUUUGCCGGCAGCACACAGACAUUCUGCCAAGACAACGGUCUCAGAUACAAAGCCAUGAUGGAGAUCAGGAGGCUCAGAGGACAGCUGACAAACGCAGUGAACUCAGUGUGUCCAGAGAUUGGAGCUUUUGUGGAUCCUAAGAUGGCUCCUCCCACCGAGCACCAGGUGGCUUGUCUCAGACAGGUGGUCCUGGCUGGACUCGGCGAUCAUUUGGCCCGGAGGGUGCAGGCCGAGGAGAUGCUGGACCCGAAGUGGAAGAAUGCCUACAAGACACCACUGAUGGACGACCCUGUCUUCAUUCACCCCAAGUCUGCUCUCUUCAAAACAAUGCCGCAGUUUGUCGUUUACCAGGAGAUCAUGGAGACCACCAAGAUGUACAUGAAAGGUGUGUCAGCGGUUGAACCAGACUGGAUCCCCAGACUUCUACCUCAGUACUGCCAUUUCAGUUCUCCUCUCGAGAAGCCGGCUCCACGGUUCUGUCCAACCACUGGCACCAUUAGGUGCCACAGAACCAGCACCUUCUUCCGAGUCAGCUGGCAGCUGCCUGCUGUGGAGACAGAAUAUCCCGACAACCUUGACAGAUACAAACUGUUUGCCCAGUUUCUGCUGGAGGGCGAGGUUUGUCCGACACUUAAGAAACACAGAAACCAUCUGCUGUCCAACCCGUCCAUCAUGUUGAAAAGCUGGGCCAAGCUCCAGCCCAGGACCGAGGUACUGCUUGGAGCGCUGGUGUCGAGGAGAGUGAACAACAGGGACACGCUUCUGUGCAUCUGGAGAACAGACAGUAAAUACCUGCUGUCUCCAUACUGCCAGUGGUUGCCCGAGUCUUUGCAUGAGGACGCCGCCAAGAGUUGGCCUCCUGUAUGAAGUCUUGACCUGAGCGCUAGGACACAUACCUGCCAACUCUUUUAUUACAGUGCUGUUCCAUACAUUUGUAUUUAAUACCUGUAUAGUAAUUUGGAGUUGAGUCAACCUCUGGUGUGACAUUUUGUAAUCGUUCCACUCUGUAAUUUCUGCUGUCUUUGGUCUUCAUAAGACCCAUUAAAACUCCCAUACUGUGGUGAUUUGUUUCCUCUAUCAUAAUUGCCAUUAUUUUCUGGAUGGACAGAUAAAUCCUGUAGGUUUCAUGGAAGUUAUGCAAAUGUAUAAACUGAAUCGAUAUGUAAU